GAUAUACGCGUCGUCAUAGCAAGAAUCGACGCAGCGUUGACCAUCCUCUCCUAUUUAACAGUCUGAAUAGGGUAUAUCGACUGUCUAUAUCACGCACUUGGACACCUGGAGGUAAACAUGUCAUGGUUUGCAUUAUGAUAAAUUCAACAUUAUACAAGUUUAUAACUGAAUGAAUAUGAAGAUUUCAACGUUGUUACCAGCUGUACUUUAACGGAACUGUUUCGGUAUUAUUGACAGGGGGUCAUUAUGAGCCGAGCAGCAGCCAGAUACAAUGACACCGGAAGUAAUAGGAAGUUAAAAGAUAACAGUCCAAAUAUGGAAGAAAUAGAAUUAAGAUACAACGAAAGAGAAAUAAUGCAUGCUGGUGAUUCAGAUAUAACAGAGGCAGGAGACAAUACAGAAGAUCAGGAGGACGAAGACUUACAGGCAAUCAUCUGGAAAAAAAUCUUCCAGAAGACAGGAAUUCUUAGCGCGUUCUUCAAGAGGAAUAGAAAGACUCUGAAGGACGUCUUCAUCGUUUUACUUAUAUGCCUGUAUUCCGCCUACCUCAUCGCUGCGUGCAUCAAUGACUUCGAAGCAGCCCUCAUCCUCGUCAUCAUCACGAGUAUAACCGUGGUCGUAUACAGCUAUGUCCUGAUCAGGGAUACUAAAGGGGAGGUCAUUGAUGACCGCUGCAUCAAACCGAUGUGGAGAGUGAUUGAACAGAAAUGGACCUACUUAAAAUGGCCCUUGAUGGUUGCAUCACUUGUUGGAUUCGGAGUUGUGUUGUACUUAGUGACAAGAAAUAAUCCCAUCCAACUCAUCUCAUUCGCAGGGCUGGUCCUUCUUAUUCUAUUAUGUUAUUUUACGUCAACAAAUCCAAACAAGGUAUUGUGGAGACCGGUCAUAUGGGGCUUAGUCCUGCAGUUUCUUUUGGGCUUCUUUGUCCUACGUACCUACGUCGGGUUGGUCAUCUUCGAGAGGCUUAACACGGUGAUCGUACGGCUCUUCAGUUAUUCCUCUGCUGGUGCCAUCUUCCUCUUCGGCGAAGGGUAUCAGGAACACUUCUUCGCAUUCGCCGUGCUCCCCAUAGUGUUCUACUUUAGCGCCCUCAUCGGUGUACUCUACUACUGGGGGAUCAUGCAGGUAUUGAUCCAGAAGAUGGCCUGGCUCAUGCAGAGGACCAUGAAGACUACUGCCAUCGAAUCCAUCAACGCUGCUGGGAACAUCUUCUUCGGCAUGAGUGAGUCUUCCGUGAUGAUCGCGCCUUACCUAGAAGUCAUGACCAAAUCGGAGCUCCAUGCCGUAAUGACCGGAGGUUUGGCCACCGUAGCAGGAGCCACGCUCGGUGGAUACAUCUUCGCUGGGAUUGACCCUUCACACCUGAUAGCUGCAUCGGUGAUGUCGGCGCCGGCAGCCCUGGCUAUAUCCAAGCUGGCAUUCCCAGAGACCGAGAAAUCAAAACUCGUCACAGAGAGCGACGUUGAGCUUCCAAAAGGAACUGAGCGCAACGUGGUUGAAGCAGCAGCAAACGGAGCAGCACUGGGUAUAUCACUUGUCCUCAACAUCGCUGCCAAUCUUGUGGCCUUUCUAUCCCUCCUAGCCCUCCUAAACGCACUCCUCGGAUACAUUGGAGGACUUGUCGGUUAUCCGGAGUUAACCUUUGAGUUGAUCUGUUCCUACGUCUUCAUGCCCUUGGCCUUCAUGAUGGGGGUGGAAUGGUCGGACUGUCAGGUGGUGGCAGAGUUGAUCGGUCUCAAGACGUUCCUAAACGAAUUCUAUGCUUACGGUGUCAUGGGGGAGUACAUUAGAAACAGAGCAACGGGAAAUGGACCAACAUUGUCUGUACGUUCAGAAGUUAUUGCGACUUACGCCCUCUGCGGCUUCUCAAAUAUAGGCUCAGUAGGAAUGAUCUUGGGCAUCCUUACCCCACUGGCACCCAAUCAGACUAAAAUCCUGUCCCCGGUGGCUCUCCGUGCCCUCUUCGCUGGAUCCGUUGCUUGUUUCACCACAGCUUGUAUCGCAGGAAUUCUAUACGUACCCGAAGACGUCCUGGUAACCAACUCGACUUCGAUCCCGGGGAUGACCACCGUAUAUUGAAAGGGGAGAGGGGAAUGAUGAGCGGCACGACUGCUGAGGCUGAUGAAACGGUUCUUGCAUUGUUUCAAUCAAUUCUUUGUACAUCAUUUCUCCUAUCAGGGCCCCGUUUCAUGAAAGAAUCACAACAGUUGUAACUUAGUCACUAUGGCAUGGUAACAAGGCUUUGCAGCCAAUCACAAUCAAGGGUUCCAAGGUAGUUGCCAUAAUGGAAUAGUUAUAACAGUUACAAUUCCUUUAUGAAAUAGGACCCAAGAGUUGCGAGAUGCUCGCACUCUGGGAAUGCUAUAUUUUAAAACUUACCGUUCAAAUGUUUCUGUUACUAAGCUUGAGAGAUAGUGUCAUAGUGCUCAUCAUUUUCACCUUGAUUUAUCGACUCUUCGCAUUGACUGUACUCAGAACAAACUUUUGAUGACCGCGAAAUAUAAGUAAGUUUGUUCACCACUUUUGAUCAUUACCGGAUUGUCAAUAAGCCUGUUCACGGUUGUAAACUCCGCACGAGCAGAAAAAGGUCAUUGGAGACAACCAUGAAGGUGGCUUUCAAAUUCACUGACAUAGGCAUUUGUGAUUUGAUGAUUAUUCAUGUAUUCCUUUCAAAAUAUUUAUCACAUCCAAGCUGAAGACUAAUAUAAUAUAGAGCCUUCAUAAUCACUGGUAUUUGACAGUAGCCUAAACAAUAGUCAAAUGUGCCAAAUGCAGACAAUAAAACAGAUUUCCAAACUUUAUCCCUGAUGUACUAUUCUAGUCACCUGGUCUAUACAAUGUCUUUUGUUCUUAGAAUUUGAAUACUCUACCGGUAAAGCUUACGCAACAUCUACAUUUGAAAAUGAUAAUGCUUAUCCUAAUGAAAAAUCACAAAGGUUAUUUGAGAAAAGUUGAUCAUGAGCUAACCGUGAACUGGCUUAUUGUGACAGAAGGGAUAUUUUUAUCAGCGACUUUCUGAUCUAUAUAGAAGAAAAUGUCAACCCAGUCCCAUCUGAUAUUAUUCUUGUAGUCUAUCUCACAUAAAACUUACCGCCCUUUUACACGCUAAAAAAAAAUCAUAAUUUGAAUGAUGAUUCCAGUGAAAACUAAGGCUAAUGACGAAUAUAUUUAGCACGUGUGAAACCAAACUAGAACAUGAUUAGAAUCACGAACGCUAAUCAGAGUCACGAUUACAAUCGCAAUCAUUAUUACAAUGAUGAUUCAAGAUUCACGUGUGAAAAGGCCCUUGAACUUUCAUCAAUCAGUAAUCUCCUGAGCAUCUAUUCUUUACCCUGGGAUCUACACAAGGAUUAUUGCUGGACUUAACAAUGGCUAAUACAUGGACCACCAAAAAUCUUGUCAAGGAUGUAUAGUAUAAGUAGCUUUAAAUACGAAAGCAGCGUGGAAGUUAGAGGGCCUUUUCACACGUGAAUCUUGAAUCAUCAUUGUAAUGAUGAAAGCGAUUGUAAUCGUGACUGUGAUUAGCGUUCGUGAUCCUAACCAUGUUUUAGUUUGGUUUCACACGUGCUUAAUAUUCGUCAUUAGCUUUAUUUUCAACUGGAAUCAUUAUUCAAAUUAAGGUUUUUACCGUGUGAAAGGGCGGUUAGUCAGAUAAAAUCCUAGAAGGGUGAUUCCAUACGUGUCGUACGGGACAUUUAGAGAACAUUUGACAGUUUUUUUACAAGAAAAACAAAAAAUAUUCCAGUAACUAAAUGUGAUCAUCAAGUACUACCAGAGUGUUAGGAAAACAAAGACUUAACAUGACUUAAUUUAAUUUAAAAUAGUAAUGUGUCGUACGGACGCAGAAAAGUGGCUUUUUUAGAAAUCUCAAGUUUGUACUCUAAAGUCUGUGAGUUGAACAGAUAAUUUUCAUAGAAACCGAACUUAAAUUGAUAUUCAAUUACCCAAGAACAAACACAUCUAUGAAAGAAAGCAAAAUAAACAUUCAUGAAUAAAUAAAGCAAAUUACAAUUUUCGAGAACAUUGUGGCGUACGGGACACUCAAAAUGUGUCGUACGGGACAUCUCUAAAUUGAAGCCAAAUUUUCCUACAUUAUGUCUCUUUGACUUCUUCAAUCACUUUAUUUGGCUGAUGAUAAUGAUAAUCCUAUCAAACUAAAGACAUUCAUUAUGUUAGAAACCGCUUUUGGCUGAAUAUAUAUGUCAAUAUAUCAUAAAUAAAAUAAUGUGUCGUACGGGACACUUGUGUGUCGUACGGGAUGCUUGUGUGUCGUACGGGACACAUGUGUGUCGUACGGGACACUUGUGUGUUGAACAGGCACUUGCGUGUUGUACUGGACAGCCUGAAUAAAACAAUGAACUUUUCAUCGAUUAGAAGGGGAGCAUUGCCCCUAAAUUCUUCCUUUUUAAUGAAAAGCCUUUUAAUAAGUAGUCAUUCAGGACAAUAUAAUUAAGUAACCUCAAUAUAUACAAUCGGGCGCAAUAUAUUAUCCUUUUUCUCAUGAUGGGAAAUGUACUAUGGUUCACAGCAUUUUUACGAGCUGAAAAACUCGAGGUUUUGUGUGAAGUUAUAUUUUAGUGAAUCAAUUGAUGAUUUCCAAUACACUAUUUAAACAAUGAAUGAAUGAAACUGUUUGUGUAAAUUAUGGGGCAAAAAUGUUAUGAUUUUUCAUAUAAAAUGUAUAUAUACAUGAUAUGUCACAACUGUCACUUGAAAUUCCACAAAAUAUUUUUUUCUAAAGAAAUGCGAUUCUACUUUUUCAAACCUUUCUGCAUUUCAUGAAACCAUAUGAUUUGUCUUAUUUUCCAGAUUUUUUUUCACAACUUCAAAAAGUAAGGAGUUUCAAUACUGUAUAUAAAAAAAAUAGUGAUCAUCAAGGAAAGUCCACAUAGAUGAUUGAUAUGUAAAUAUUUUUUUUUUUUACAUCUUAUGAUAAUUUCACAUUAGCAUGCAAGAGGAAGUCAUCUUCCAGGCUAGGGCGAAUCAAUUAUAGAUCAUAUUUUCUUUUCAUGCUCAAUGACAAAGAAAUUAACCUGCUCUGACAAGUGAAAAUCACCAGUUUAGCUGAAGGGAUUCACAAAAGAAUACGCCUACAUGAAGUCAAUUAAAAUGGUCAGAAUCACCUAUUUCAUGUUCUAUGUGGAUAAAUGAAGUACUUUUUCAGUUCACUUUAUGUCAAAUCAAUUACUUAAAUUAAAAUAGGCCUACUAUUUAUAGUUUCUGAAUCCAAAUCCUGCAAUUAAACACACUGUGUCGUACGGGACAACUUUUAAUAGGACAAUUAUAGAAAAAUGAAGGGCAGUAAUUAGAUCCUUAUGGGAUAAAUCGAUCACCCAUGGGUCAAAGAUAGAGAAACUGAUAUCGUGAAAUUGCAUCAUCAAAAAUAAAAUUGUAGGAAAAACUUUUGCAUUUUCAUGUGUCGUACGGGACAUUGUCAAAAAUAGGUUCGGAAAAAUCAGGGCUGCCCCUAUUAUGGAUCAUGAAAAUGUUGUAGAUAUUAUUUGGAACCAUCAAUGAUACAUUAUUCCAUUGACCCGCAAUAUUUUCAAUCUUCUCAUGCUUUACCAAUAAUCGUUUCAGGCAGUGUUUGUAAAUGACUAUUUAUUUAGCAAAAUUAUUGAAAAUUGAAAAUGCCAUUGUUUCCCCCCCCC
Molecule: messenger RNA, 5651 nt
Organism: Lytechinus pictus (painted urchin)
Lineage: Eukaryota; Metazoa; Echinodermata; Echinoidea; Temnopleuroida; Toxopneustidae
Product: solute carrier family 28 member 3-like
Exons: 12
Coding region: 247-2079 (610 amino acids)
Biological process (GO): nucleoside transmembrane transport
Cellular component (GO): plasma membrane
Molecular function (GO): nucleoside:sodium symporter activity
Source: RefSeq, a predicted model, not a curated record